AUGGUUCUACAAAAACGGCCGUGGGGACGGGAAGCAUGCAGGAAAACUUACCAUAUGGAGUAUUUGGCCAAACGGGCAGAUGGACGCGUUUUCCAUAGAAAAAAAGAGAAAACAGUUCAGGGACACAUUGAGCUUCCAAAUACUCAACAGUCGGAAAUCGAUCUUUUCUCUAUGGUAGAGGAACUAAAAUUCGUUGUACCGACGACCGAAAACAGGAAGAAGAUCAUGAAUUUAUGGUCAUCUACAUUUGAAUACCGGUCACAGUUUCGUUCAAAUCAGGACUUCCAUUCUUUCAUCGAAGAAUUCCCCGUUACUACGGCUUUCGAUGGUGAGCUUGUGGAAUAUGAUUUCAGAAGGAUGUGGAACCAAACCAUGGAGUUUGUUGAGCAGUGGAACACGUGGCAGCAUAAGAUACUUAUGUCGUACAAACAUUUGUACCGAGAAAUUUCCAACGAUUUCUUGAGAGCGUUGGCAAUUAUCCGUGCUAAGAAUCCAACUCGCGGUUCAAAGCGUGUGCGUGACGAAAGAUCUUCGGAGGACAAUUCCAUGAAUGGAUUGAUUUACUGGAUUAAGCUGGAUGACCCACUUCCUGUGUGUUAUGAGGUUCCGGUUUUGAUCAUAAGAGGAAAUCUCAUGACAGAAGGAGAACAGCAUUUCGUUUCCUGGGAUAUCGUCAACAUGCCUGUCGGUGAUAACAUCGUGCGGGCUUUCAGCAUGUUUUGUCAAUGCUUUGAUGUAUUUGGCAUUCCAUGCGCACCAAGCGACAAACAGUUUAUGAUGUUUUUCCGGGGAAUAAUCUUUUCUGUGGACAAAGUUUCCACAACCGGAGAAAAAUUCGUUAGAUCUCUAGAGGAGUAAGUGAAACCCAAUAAAAAUUCAU
Molecule: messenger RNA, 880 nt
Organism: Armigeres subalbatus
Lineage: Eukaryota; Metazoa; Arthropoda; Insecta; Diptera; Culicidae
Exons: 5
Coding region: 1-858 (285 amino acids)
Source: RefSeq, a predicted model, not a curated record